AUGUUACAAUUAAAAUCUAAGAAAGAAUUCUUUAAUGUUCUUGAGCAAGCAGAAGAUGAUAGUAGUAUGAUUGUUGUUGAUUUUUUUGAUAAAUGUGGUCAUUGUAAAGAAAUGAAUCAUCAAUUAGAUGAAUUUCAGUAUCAAUAUAGAAAGAGAAAUGUUAAAUUCUUUAAAGUUAAUAUUGAUGAAGAUGAUCAAUUAGCAAGUGAUUAUAUUAUAACGUCUAUACCAACUACCCUAUUCUUUAAAGACGGUAAAUUGGUUAAUAAAGUUGUUGGUGCAAGACCUGAUCAAGUCAGAAAUAUACUUGAAACUGAAGAUUGA
Hemisphaericaspora subhashii is the source of this 324-nucleotide messenger RNA. It is a transcript of the gene TRX2, whose product is annotated as Trx2p. The record is from RefSeq and is a predicted model, not a curated record. NCBI's taxonomy places the organism in Eukaryota, Fungi, Ascomycota, Pichiomycetes, Serinales, Debaryomycetaceae. The coding region runs from base 1 to 324 and encodes 107 amino acids. The transcript has a single exon.